Messenger RNA from Coccidioides posadasii C735 delta SOWgp, 1047 nucleotides. The record is from RefSeq and is a predicted model, not a curated record. Lineage: Eukaryota; Fungi; Ascomycota; Eurotiomycetes; Onygenales; Onygenaceae.
AUGGCUCACAUUGAACCUACUGUUGAUUACUAUGCCUUGCUUCAGGUCGCGCAGACAGCAGAUCAAGCUUCUGUGAAAUCAAACUACAAGCGCCUUGCAAAGAUCAAGCAUCCGGACAAGAACCCUACAAAUCCCAAUGCAACACGGGACUUCCAACUGCUCUUGGAGGCGUAUCAAAUAUUAUCUAAUCCUGACACUCGGCGGAGAUAUGAUUCCCAAUAUCUCUUCAAUAAGCAUGCCCAAGAGGCCGGGUACCGAUCUGAGACGCGAGAGUCGGGGUUGCGGCACCUAAACAACAGAAGAUGGGAGUUGGAAAACAAGAUAUUCGAGGCACAGAGGAUGGUGGAUAGGUACGAGAGAGACCUGAGAAGGUUGCAAGAGGAAGCGGAGAUGGAUACAAAGGAACAGGCUGCUAAAGGCGGGUGGUGGGCCUACAUAUGGCCAUUUGGAGCUUCGAGGGGCGGGGAAACCAAAGACGAGCAUGACGACCGGAGACGCCGCGAGUUACACAGAAAAGCAGCUCAGAGAAUCAAGGAACAGCACCUGGAAGAACAGAGACAGUUCAUUUCAUGCAUUAAAGCUCAAUUACAAAGCACCAAUUGUGAGAUUAAGAGAUUUCUGGAGGAAAUUGAGAGGGAAGAAAGAGAGAAGGAGAAAAAAGGACACAGAGAGGCACAGAAGAGGCAAGCCGAAGAAGAAGAGAGGAGACGCCGUGAAUUUCAAGCACAAAUGGGAAAGGUGCAGAAAAAAUCUCAUAACCAGUCUGCUAAAACACAGAGGCAGAGUAGUUGGACGGAGCAAAAGAAGGACACGAAAAUGGAAAAUGCUAGAAGGCAAGCAAACAGCGGUUCGCAUGCCACCAAUAGGAGCACAAACCCCCUGAGGCCAAAUAUGGUCUUGUGUGACCAUGCGUUGUGGUGGCCUCGAGUUGAUGGAACGCAUCUCUGCAGCCGUUGCCUCACACACACAACCCGAUUUGCAUUCCGGUGCCCUCGAUGCAACAAGGUGGCAUGUGCAAGUUGCCGUGAUAUCCUGAGAGGUAAAUGA